Drosophila montana is the source of this 2222-nucleotide messenger RNA. RefSeq names its product modular serine protease (gene modSP). The coding region runs from base 107 to 2020 and encodes 637 amino acids. Gene Ontology annotation, biological process: proteolysis. Lineage: Eukaryota; Metazoa; Arthropoda; Insecta; Diptera; Drosophilidae. The transcript is spliced from 5 exons. Gene Ontology annotation, molecular function: protein binding; serine-type endopeptidase activity. The record is from RefSeq and is a predicted model, not a curated record. Gene Ontology annotation, cellular component: plasma membrane.
UGAUAGCACAAUCAUCUUAAUUAAAAGUCGGAUUAAUAAAAACUGUAACGAAUACAGAUGCGUGCACGCAUAUAAUUGUAAUCUUUUGAAAACUAGAAAAGUGAUUAUGAUAUUGAAAUAUUUCAAGUCACAUUUGCUCAGCAUCUGCGUGGUUUUCUUGGGCUUUGGCGCAAGAGCAGUGUAUGGGGCCUGCGGCCCCACCAAAUUCGAGUGCGAUAAUGGCAGCUGCAUAUCGAAGUUCGAUGCGUGCGACGGCAUCAAGAACUGCCCAGAUGGGUCGGACGAGACGGGUCAGACGUGUGUCUCGCACCGAAAGCAUUGCAGCAAGCCCUACUUCCAGUGCAGCUACGGGGCAUGUGUGAUCGGCACGGCGCCCUGCAAUGGGGAAAAUGAGUGCGCAGACGGAUCGGAUGAGACGUUGCUGCGAUGUGGCACCGAUGACGAUAUACGGGAGUUCGAUAACCGCCAGCAGGGCAACUGUCAGAGCAACGAGAUCAAGUGCCCCUCUGGCAUAUGCAUUGAUAAGAGCAAGUAUCUGUGCGAUGGCCAGGAUGACUGUGGAGACGGCAGCGGCUUUGACGAGUCGGUCACGUUGUGCGGACACAUCGAGUGCCCGGGCUACGCGUUCAAAUGCGCCACUGGCGGCUGCAUUUCCAACCAGCUGACUUGCAAUGGCAAGUCCGACUGCUUCGAUGGGUCCGACGAGGCGCCAUUGUUGUGCAACACAACCGGAAAGCCCACACAGCAGCUGUUCGUGGAGUUGACGGAUCAGCUGGGUUGCCCACUGCCGCGUGGUGAUGAGCAGCCCAUACUGAAGGAUCAUCAUGGCACCCUUUUGACGCCACCCAUUAUCAGGGCGACCGUCUACUUCUCUUGCAAUCCCGGCUACGUGCUGGAGGGCGCCGAGAGCAGCCACUGCGCCAAUCGCAAGUGGAGUCUGCCCAUUGUGCCAAAAUGCGUGAAAUACUGCGACUCCUUGCGUGACUCGAGCGGCCACUCCAAGAACCUGUUCAACGGCUAUUCCACUAGGGCGACAUGUAUUUAUAACGGUCAGCAGGUUAAUUGCGGCCAACGCUACCAUCCACCUGGCACCGAGGUGAAGUUCGUCUGCGCCACCGGCUUCCAAACGCUCAGGACUACGCUGCCGGAUAUCAAGUGCCUGCCCAGCGGUCACUGGAGCCGUGAGCGGGAGCGCUGCGACCAGGAGUGCGGCCAGAUUGCGACACCCAUCAAGCAGUUCUCGGCCUUUGGCUACUCCGUCAACAACACGGUGGUGCCCUGGCACGUUGGCCUCUACGUCUGGCACAACGAGAAGGACUACAAUUUCGUCUGCGGCGGCACCCUGCUCACCCCCGACCUGGUCAUCACGGCCGCCCAUUGUGUGUUCAGCGAGGUGUCCGGGCAAACCUACAGUUUCGAAACGUUCCGCGUGGUUGCCGCCAAGCUCUAUAGGGGGUACAAUGAUGUCACCAACGAGGAUCGCAAACGGGACGUGCAGGACAUUAUAGUGGCACCUCGCUACAAGGGACGUGAGGACAAUUUCCUCAACGAUUUGGCGCUGAUCGUACUGGAGGAGCCAUACGAGCUGAGCAAUGUCAUCCGGCCGGUGUGCGUGCACUUCUUCGACUAUGCCUUGAAGGAGACCGUCAAUAACGAGGUGCGUGGCCAAUUUGCGGGCUGGAACUUUAAGGAUAAGCGCGAGUUGCAGUUUGUGCCGGCGGAAUCGAAAAUGAACGCCGUGUGCGUCACCAGCCUGCGGGAUAUAAGUGCCGAUAAGUUCUGCAUGUAUACGCAGGGCAAGUCCCUGGCCUGCCAUGGCGACAGCGGAGGCGGCUUCACGGCGCAGCGGGAGACGCAAAGCUUCUCGCGGGAUACGAACCGGCACUACUUGUAUGGCGUCAUUAGCAGUGCCCCGAAUGCGGGCCAGUGUGCCCAAAGUUUGACAUUACUCACAAAUAUACAACAUUUUGAAAAUAUGAUCAAUGACGCCCUUAAAAAGAGUAUUGAAAUCAGAUCUUAAGUCUGCAAUACUUGUAUAUACAUAUAUAGGAAGAAUUUAGUUUUAACAUAAACAUUUUAUUUUUUUGGAUUAUCUAGAGAACACUCAGUGGGAGUUACUCGGAGAAUAAUCUGUAUUUGCUCGGCUCUUCUUGACAAUGAUUAGCAUAACAAAUUUUAAGAUUUUUGGCAGCCAUACAAAAAUGUAAUAUGAGAAAAAGAAA